AUGACCACCAUCUUCCCACCCUGGCCUCACAUCCUCUUCGCCAUCAUCGAACCAAUCACUCUAAUCGCCGGCUGGCUCCUCCCCUUCUGGGACCUCAACUCCUUUAUCACGGGCCAAAUUCCCAACUCCACGCCCCCAGGCACCAUCCACCCCACCAGCGCCUCGCUCGCCUUCCAGCUCUCCAACCUCUACGGCCUGCUAUGUCUGCUUGGCAUCGGCAUCUGCCACGCCACCACCGAGCCCAAGGUCCUGCGCAACUAUCUCGUGGCACUGGCGAUUGCGGACUUUGGCCACAUCUACGCGACGUACGCGUGGAUGGGCCGUGAGGCGUUUGUGGACGUUGCGAACUGGAAUGCGCUUACCUGGGGUAAUGUUGGGAUUACAGGGUUUCUGAUGGUCAACCGCAUUGCGUAUCUAGCGGGGAUCUUUGGGGAGGCGAAGGCGGCGAAGGAUGCGAUGAAGAGGGCUUGA
Aspergillus clavatus NRRL 1 is the source of this 471-nucleotide messenger RNA. RefSeq lists its product as uncharacterized. The record is from RefSeq and is a predicted model, not a curated record. The coding region runs from base 1 to 471 and encodes 156 amino acids. NCBI's taxonomy places the organism in Eukaryota, Fungi, Ascomycota, Eurotiomycetes, Eurotiales, Aspergillaceae. The transcript has 2 exons.